Caenorhabditis bovis is the source of this 819-nucleotide messenger RNA. The record is from the annotation of a GenBank genome assembly. Lineage: Eukaryota; Metazoa; Nematoda; Chromadorea; Rhabditida; Rhabditidae.
AUGGAUUUGGAAACGCGCAUCAAAGCCUACAGGUUCGUCGCCUAUUCGGCUGUCACGUUUUCCGUCGUCGCCGUGCUUUCGGUAUGCGUUACGCUUCCCAUGGUUUAUAACUAUGUGAAUCAUGUCAAAAAGACAAUGCAUAAUGAGAUUUCCUUCUGCAAGGGAUCCGCUAAGGAUAUUUGGAGUGAGGUGCACGCGUUGAAGAACAUCCCGGCAUCGAACAGAACCGCCCGUCAAGCGUACUCCGAGGCUGCUGUGACUGGCGGCGGCGCGCAGGGCUGCGAAUCGUGCUGCCUUCCGGGCCCACCGGGACCUGCUGGAACACCGGGAAAGCCGGGACGACCUGGAAAGCCGGGCGCUCCGGGACUUCCGGGCAAUCCGGGACGUCCGCCGCAACAGCCUUGCGAGCCGGUCACACCGCCACCAUGCAAGCCAUGCCCACAGGGACCGCCCGGACCACCAGGACCACCAGGACCACCGGGAGACGCCGGAGAGCCGGGAUCGCCAGGACAGCCGGGACAAGACGCGGCGCCGGGCGAGCCGGGACAAAAGGACCACCAGGACCGAGAGCCGGGACCACCAGGAGAGCCAGGACCACAAGGACCACCAGGACCACCGGGACAACCAGGAGCUGUUGGAGCGCCCGGACAGCCAGGACCAAAGGGACCCAACGGGCCAGACGGUCAGCCGGGAGCCGACGGAAACCCGGGAGCGCCGGGACCAGCCGGACCACCAGGACAACCGGGCGAGCGCGGUAUCUGCCCGAAGUACUGCGCUAUCGAUGGUGGAGUGUUCUUCGAAGAUGGAACCCGCCGCUAA